AUGGUGAUCGAACAAGACCAUAAGAUCAUCGACAUACUGGAUGUGACCGUUUCCACAGGUUGCGGACAAUGGAUAUGUUUCGCCAGCGGAGUGGGGGUAGCGGUCUACCUGUUUCAGGGGCCCCCGGACCAAACCGGUUCAGAGAAAGCGCUGACUUCUCUACGACGAGAUUCAAAGCUGCUGAAGUCACUUCACGAAAAGGAAGUGCUUCUGAAAAAGGAGCUAGACGCUCUGAAGGAGAAAAAGGAGUGCCGAUCCGCCCUUAUUCGUCACGGUCAGGCCACGCCGGAGAUUCUCAAAGAACUGGGUUUUGGAGAUGCUUUGGGAAAGACCAUCGAGGCAGCGGAGAAACGGCACGCUCCGGCGGCAGAAGCCGUAUUCAAGCAGUGGAUGCUGUUUUUAGAAGAGUUGAAGGCUUUUGCGAAGCGGUACGGUAUGGCCUCAGGCUUCCGUGCUAUUUGGGCGCUUGCGAAGGAGAGCAUUGGCAAGUAA
Messenger RNA from Klebsormidium nitens, 492 nucleotides. NCBI's taxonomy places the organism in Eukaryota, Viridiplantae, Streptophyta, Klebsormidiophyceae, Klebsormidiales, Klebsormidiaceae. The record is from the annotation of a GenBank genome assembly.